This is a messenger RNA of Ooceraea biroi (clonal raider ant), 1422 nucleotides long. RefSeq lists its product as uncharacterized. Gene Ontology annotation, cellular component: plasma membrane. Lineage: Eukaryota; Metazoa; Arthropoda; Insecta; Hymenoptera; Formicidae. The record is from RefSeq and is a predicted model, not a curated record. Gene Ontology annotation, molecular function: olfactory receptor activity; odorant binding. Gene Ontology annotation, biological process: sensory perception of smell; detection of chemical stimulus involved in sensory perception of smell.
UUUCAUUGUACACCGUGCGAGAUGUACGAUAUUGAAGAACGCUAUUAUAAACUUAAUCACAAUUUUAUUAAGAUGCUUGGCCUAUGGCCGUGUCAAAAAACUUAUUUUGCUCGAAUACAAAAAAUAUUAUUUAUUGGUAUUCUUUGUGGAUAUAUUAUUGCGCAGCUGCUGUCAUUUUUAACAAUGCAAUUCAGCGUAAAUCUUCUUCUGAAAGUUUUAUCUUUCGUGUUUCCGACUCUUUUUGUCACAAUAAAAUAUUGCACCUUCAUCAUUCAAGCAGAUAAUGUAAAACACCUGGUAGAGCAAAUUCGAUAUGACUGGAAGUUAGUGAAAGGUAAACUGGAAAUUGAUAUUAUCAAAAAAUACGCUGACAAUGUGAGAUUUAUUACAAUGAUUGCAAUAGUGUGCUGUCAUUGUGGCAUAUUGUGUUACAUAACAUUGCAACUUCUACCGUUGAUACUUAACGUUAUUGCACCGUUAAAUGAAUCACGAUCGUUGAAACUUAUCGCGGUCACGGAAUACUUCCUCAAUCGAGAGAAAUAUAUCUGGGUAAUGUUACUUCAUGAGAUAAUUGCCGUUUACUUAAGAAUGGUAACGCUGUGUAGCACUAUUAUGGCAAUUAUGAUGUACAUCUUGCACGCAUGUGCGCUAUUUAAAGUAGCAAGCUAUCGAAUGGAGAAUGCAAUUCAAGAAGAUGUGUUAGCGAUUCGUAAUCCUCUAAAAGAAUAUCUGCUUUAUCAGAGGAUUGUACACGUAGUUCUGAUUCAUCGUAGGGCCAUCGGGUAUAUUGAGCUUUGGAUAUCGAGUUUUACGGUACCGUUUACUAUUCUAAUCUUGAUUGGAGUUAGCUCCUUAAGUGUUAAUCUGUUUCAUGUACGUAAUGCUAUUCAUCUAUUUUCAUUAAUUCUGGAUUAUUCUUUAAGUAAUUUUGUGUUCCAGUUGCUUCAACUAAUAAUAGUUACCGAUGAUGUUAAUGAAAUGUACGCAGUUUUUAUGUCAGUAAUUCUCCAUUUUAGCUAUAUGUUUAUAAUUAAUUAUGGUGGAGAGAUAGUUCAGAAUCAUGGAAUGCAAGUGUUCGAGGCAACUUAUAAUGGAUUGUGGUACGCAGCCCCGCCUCGUACGCAAAAAUUGGUGUUGUUUAUAAUGCAAAGAGCAAUAGUGAAAAUCAAUUUGACAUGUGGAAACAUAUUUGUUGCGUCUCUGGAAGGAUUUCUUACGCUUGCGAGUACAGCCGUAUCUUAUUUUACAGUAAUUUAUUCCACGCGAUAAUAGGAACCCGGAAACACCAAAAGUCUAUUAGUAAACGUAUAUAUAUGGUUUUAUCAAAUUGACAUAAGUAGCAUACACUUAUCGUGUACAUUAUAUUAAAUAUAACGCAGAGACUAUUUGCGCACGCGCACGCGUGCGAGAGUAGUUAUAUGA